Molecule: messenger RNA, 3432 nt
Organism: Sphenostylis stenocarpa
Lineage: Eukaryota; Viridiplantae; Streptophyta; Magnoliopsida; Fabales; Fabaceae
Source: the annotation of a GenBank genome assembly
AUGCCACAGGAAACCUUACCCAACUCAAUUUUCGCAUCUCCUCAUAAGAGAGGAUUGACUUUCAAAGGUUCAGCUUCAGCUUGUAACAACAAUGAGGCUUCUUCAUACACUGUGAUGUCGGAGGAGAGCAUCAACGAUCAUGAAUUGGCUCAGAGGAAAGCAGAGGAAGCAGCUUCAAGGAGAUACGAAGCAGCAGAAUGGCUUCGCCAAAUGGACAAUGGCGCAUCUUCAUCGCUCUCCAAAGAACCUUCCGAAGAAGAAUUCUGCCUCGCACUUCGCAACGGCCUCAUUCUCUGCAACGUCCUCAACAGAGUCAACCCCGGCGCUGUCGUCAAGGUUGUCGACAAUGCGGUGGUCGACAACCUCGCCCUUCAGUCUGCCGAGGGACCCGCACAGUCCGCAAUUCAGUAUUUCGAGAACAUGCGAAACUUUCUUGAGGCCGUCAACGACAUGAAGCUUUUGACAUUCGAAGCUUCCGAUUUGGAAAAGGGGGGUUCGUCGAGCAAAGUUGUGGACUGCAUUCUCUGUUUGAAAGGGUAUUAUGAGUGGAAGUUGUCGGGUGGAGUAGGGGUGUGGAGAUAUGGUGGAACUGUUAGGAUUACUUCCUUCCCCAAAUGGUCUCCUUCUAACAUACUCGGCAUUGAAAGUGUUGAUGAGUCUGAGUCAUCACAGUUUCUUCAUCUGUCUGGAGAGGUAUCAGUUGAAGAAACAAAAGCUGCUAAUGCUUUGACUUCCCUUUUUGAUCAGUUUGGACUCAAGCUUCUCCUGGCUUACCUAAGAGAGGCUGAUGGGGUUGAUGAUCUGCCGUUGAAUGCAAUGGUAAUAGAUUCUUUGCUCGGGAAGAUUAUCAGGGAUUUUUCUGCAUUGCUUGAUUCUCAAGGCACUCAGCUUGGACAUUUCCUGAAAAAGAUAUUGAAAGGCGAUACUGGUGGCCUCUCUAAGAGAGAUUUCGUAGAAGCUAUCACAUUAUAUCUUAAUCAAAGACGUAGUUUGGCAUCAAAUGAUAUCUCAAAACUAUGCACUUGUGGUGGGAAACGAGACAGUAAUCAGCAGAGUGUCAAAUAUUGUGCCAAACAUGCUGAAAUAAUUGAUGCCCAGCAAAAAGAGCUUGAGGGACUGAAGUACUCCUAUGAAGAGAUAAAAUUGGACCUCAAACAAAUUCAAUCAAAGUGGGACCAACAAUUGAGCACGUUCGAGAGUCAUAUAAAGAGCCUUGAAGAGGCCUCCUCUUCCUAUCACAAAGUUUUGGAGGAGAAUCGUUUUCUUUACAAUCAAGUACAAGACCUCAAAGGAGCCAUUAGGGUCUACUGUAGAGUGAGGCCCUUCUUACCAGGACAACCAAAUGGUCAAUCUACUGUAGAUUAUAUAGGAGAAAAUGGAAACAUAAUGAUUAUGAAUCCCCUUAAGCAAGGAAAAGAUGCCAGGAGGGUGUUUUCAUUCAAUAAGGUGUUUGCAACAAGUGCCACCCAAGAACAAAUAUACGCUGAUACUCAACCAUUGGUUAGGUCCGCCUUAGAUGGAUAUAAUGUAUGCAUCUUUGCAUAUGGACAGACUGGGUCAGGAAAGACCUACACAAUGAGUGGGCCUGAUCUGAUGACUGAAGAGACUUGGGGUGUAAACUACAGGGCUUUGCGCGACUUAUUUCAUAUUUCAAAGGAAAGAGCAGAUGCCAUAAAAUAUGAAGUUGGCGUCCAGAUGAUUGAAAUAUACAAUGAACAAGUGAGAGAUUUAUUAGUCAGCGAUGGCUCUAACAGAAGAUAUCCUUCAAGCCGUACUUGCUAUAUACGAAACAACUCUCAAUUAAAUGGGCUUAAUGUGCCUGAUGCAUCUUUAGUUCCGGUUAAUUGCACACAAGAUGUUCUUGAUUUAAUGAAAAUUGGUCAGAGGAAUCGUGCUGUUGGUGCUACAGCUCUAAAUGAGCGAAGCAGCCGUUCUCAUAGUGUGUUGACAGUUCAUGUCAGAGGGAGGGACUUAGUAUCUAACUCCAUUCUUAAGGGUUGUCUUCAUCUUGUGGAUUUGGCUGGAAGUGAGAGAGUGGACAAAUCCGAGGCUGUUGGCGAGAGACUAAAGGAGGCUCAGCAUAUAAAUAAAUCUCUUUCUGCACUUGGGGAUGUUAUCUCUGCUUUGGCACAGAAGAGUCAACAUAUUCCUUAUAGAAAUAGCAAGCUCACACAAGUUCUACAAGAUUCAUUAGGUGGUCAUGCAAAAACUUUGAUGUUUGUUCAUAUAAAUCCUGAGCUUAAUGCUCUUGGAGAGACAAUUAGCACACUUAAGUUUGCAGAGAGGGUUGCGACCAUUGAGCUUGGGGCUGCUCAAUCUAAUAAAGAAACUGGAGAAAUUCGGGAGCUAAAGGAUGAGAUAUCAAAUAUCAAAUCAGCAUUGGAGAAGAAAGAAACUGAACUACAGCAGUGGAAAGCUGGGAAUGCACGAAAUCCUAUGGAAUCUCAGAAAGCACCAAGAGCUGUUUCACCUUUCCGUUUGCCCAAAAAUGGUACCAGUGACAGCAUGAAGCCUGAAAACUAUCUAAGACACAUGGAUGAUAGAAGCUCCGAGGCUAAAACUUGUUCUUCGGGUAAGCUAAGAAGGUCAAGAUUUCCCUCAACAAAUAUAGAAAAGGAGUCCAUACCAAAAAUGUCUAUUUUGGCUGAAGAAAAAAUAGUGAGCUCAGGGAAAGGUAGAUCACCAUCACCUCCAGUCAAGAGGAGAUCAAUAUCAACUGAUAGAGGGUCAGUUAUUAAAAGCAAGGUCCGAAGUGACACAGUAGAAAAUCAACAAAUAUCAAAGCAUCUACUUUCAGCUAGAGUACUAGUAAAUAAAUCUCUUGUCUCAAUGCCAAUGCCCUCGUCUAUAGACAAUAACUCAAGGGUGAAUCUGCAUUCACAGGAGUCACUGAAGCAAGAUAGUACUAAUGAAACUCUCUUCAACCUCCAGAAGGUAAACUCCAGGAAAGUUAAUGACGAACAUGAAGAGGAACAACUCAAGCAAGCUGCUCUUGGUGUGGUAAGACAAGGUGGAACUAGGAAAAACAGGCCUGACAGUAAGGCCAAGGUUAAGCCUCAUCAACAAAUGCCCUUCAGGAUUCAAAAGCCUGAUAUGAUACCUAUUUCUGACACGGACAUUGGCCGUGAAAUGACCAUGGAGGCACCUCGAAAGAGCAAUUACCGUGAGCCAGAAAAUGAUAUAAGCCUCAUGGAGUCUGCAGUCCUUGGUGCUAAUCUUAAAAAAAUACAUCAGAACAUCUCUAGGAAUUUUCAGAACAUUGGAUCAAGAGGAAUAGAGCAAGCAGCUGAACCAUUAUUGUCGAGCAAAGUUGAAAAUAAAAUAUUACAACAAGGUUCAGGACGCAAUCUUAAGGAAGGCACCAAUAGUACAUUGCCUGAAUUUAGAAGGAGCCGAUCUACGCCACGUGGAAAGUUAUUUGUUUUAUCUUGA